Choloepus didactylus (southern two-toed sloth) is the source of this 987-nucleotide messenger RNA. RefSeq names its product gonadotropin releasing hormone receptor (gene GNRHR). The record is from RefSeq and is a predicted model, not a curated record. Bases 1 to 987 code for a protein of 328 amino acids. Lineage: Eukaryota; Metazoa; Chordata; Mammalia; Pilosa; Megalonychidae. The transcript is spliced from 3 exons. Gene Ontology annotation, biological process: G protein-coupled receptor signaling pathway. Gene Ontology annotation, molecular function: peptide binding; gonadotropin-releasing hormone receptor activity. Gene Ontology annotation, cellular component: membrane.
AUGGCAAUCAGUGCCUCUCCUGAACAGAGUCAAGAUCACUGCCCAGCUGUCAACAGCAGCUUCCCACUGAUGCAGGGCAACCUCCCCACCCUGACCUUAUCCGGAAAGAUCCGAGCGACGGUGACUUUCCUCCUUUUACUACUCUCCACAGCCUUUAACACUUCUUUCUUGUUGAAACUUCAGAGAUGGACUCAGAAGAAAGAGAAAGGGAAAAAGCUCUCGAGAAUGAAGGUGCUUUUAAAACAUCUGACCUUAGCCAACUUAUUGGAGACUCUAAUUGUCAUGCCACUGGACGGAAUGUGGAACAUUACAGUCCAAUGGUAUGGUGGAGAAUUCCUCUGCAAAGUCCUCAGCUAUCUGAAGCUCUUCUCCAUGUACGCCCCUGCCUUCAUGAUGGUGGUGAUCAGCCUAGAUCGUUCCCUGGCCAUCACAAGGCCCCUCGCUGUGAAAAGAAACAGCAAAAUAGGACAAUCCAUGAUUGGCCUGGCCUGGAUCCUCAGUGGUAUCUUUGCUGGACCACAGUUAUACAUCUUCAGGAUGAUCCAUCUAGCAGAUGGCUCUGGACAGGCAGUUGUCUUUUCUCAAUGUGUAACACACUGCAGUUUUCCACAAUGGUGGCAUCAAGCCUUUUAUAACUUUUUCACCUUCAGUUUCCUCUUCAUCAUUCCCCUUCUCAUCACGUUGAUCUGCAAUGCAAAAAUCAUCUUCACCCUGACACGAGUUCUUCAUCAGGAUCCACACAAACUACAGUUGAAUCAAUCCAAGAACAAUAUACCAAGAGCACGACUGAGGACCCUAAAGAUGACGGUUGCAUUUGCCACUUCAUUUACUGUCUGCUGGACUCCAUACUAUGUCCUAGGAAUUUGGUACUGGUUUGACCCUGAAAUGUUAAACAGGGUAUCUGACCCAGUAAAUCACUUCUUCUUUCUCUUUGCUUUUUUAAAUCCAUGCUUUGAUCCACUUAUAUAUGGAUAUUUCUCUCUGUAG